This is a messenger RNA of Thelazia callipaeda (thelaziosis nematode), 948 nucleotides long. NCBI's taxonomy places the organism in Eukaryota, Metazoa, Nematoda, Chromadorea, Rhabditida, Thelaziidae. The record is from the annotation of a GenBank genome assembly.
AUGGAAUCAAAUUAUUAUUGGAAAAAACUCACUUCUCAUACAACACUACUAUUGAAUUCAAUUUCUGAUGCAAUUUAUAUUUCUGUACUUUUUAUUGCUUAUUUGUUUGGUAAAUUAUUUUUGAGUAAAAAAAAGUCUGAUCUAUCUGUAAUGGAUUCGAUCAGCCAAUUAUCAACAAAAGUUGUACGUAUACUAGGUCAUAAUCCAGGCCCAUUUACGCUUCAAGGAACAAAUACUUACUUGGUUGGAAGUAGUAAUGAGAGAAUUUUGAUUGACUGUGGGGAAAGUGGCGUGCAGUCAUACGUUGAUGAUUUGAUAAAAGCAUUGGGUGAUGCUACAAUAACGUCAAUUAUUUGCACACAUUGGCAUCAAGAUCACGUUGGAGGAAUACUGGAUAUUUUCAAACAUGUGACUAAUGGACCAGUUCCAGUUUAUAAGUUUGAAAGGACUGAUUAUCCCGUAACGAAGGAAAUAAUAUAUAAUUAUAUUACACCGGGACAUGUUAUAAAAAGUCCUGGUGUCACAUUAAGAUGUAUAGCAACACCUGGACAUACUUCUGAUCAUAUGUCGAUAUAUUUUGAAGAAGAAAAAAGCUUAUUUAGUGGUGAUUGCAUUCUUGGUGAAGGAACUUCAAUAUUCGAAGAUUUGCAUGACUAUAUGCAUUCUUUAAAAAUACUUUCUAAUCUUAAUAUCAUCAGAAUCUAUCCUGGACAUGGCAAAGUUAUCGAAAAAGGUUUGGAAAAAAUUUCUGAAUACAUCAAUCAUCGUGAAAAACGGGAAGACGAAAUAUUAGAAACAUUGAAACGUUUGAGCAUAGCAUCAUGUGUUCGAGACAUACCCUGGUCAGUGAAACUAGGUGCUGUAAAUAAUGUGAGAAAGCAUUUAAUUAAACUUGAAAAAGAAAAUAGAAUCAGACAGAUCGGAUUCGACAAUUAUUGUUUGAAAUAA